Messenger RNA from Amoebophrya sp. A120, 18048 nucleotides. Lineage: Eukaryota; Dinophyceae; Syndiniales; Amoebophryaceae. The record is from the annotation of a GenBank genome assembly.
CAAAGAUAUACAACGAGUAGUAGCACGACGGGUUGUGUGUCGUCGAAUGUUCAGUACAGCAAAAUGAAGACCGAAAAUCCGACGUACAACCGAAGAUUCUUGAAGAAGCAGGGCUGAAUGUUGCGCCGUGUGACGAAAAUGAGGUUUUCUUCUACGAGGCGGAGCAAUGGGUUUUGUUUCCGCUGCUUCCUGUUGGUCGUGCACAUGUUCUUGGGCGGCACCUGGAAAAAUGAUUUUUACCUCUCGAACGUUCUACUGACCUCUGCCAGAAUAAGCAGCAGCGGAAAGGAACAGCAAAUCCCGCCCGGCGAAGGAGGUUUGUCCGAAGGUCGUGCAGGGCCUGCGUCUUCUACUUCCGUAGACGAUGAACACGCAAGGUCAGAAAGCCUGCCGUCAACAGAUACUAGCAAAAAUGUUGGAAACACCGAGGAUAUUGCGCAAGAUGCUACCUCGGUCGCGGCACGACAGGGGGGUCGCGCGCUGUCGUCUGUCGUGGUUCUUGAAAAGGAGCCGGAAGUACGACACCACCCCCUGCACAUUAUUCCGGACGACACCUCCGUCCCGGCCUCCUCCGUGUUUGAAACCCGAAAGCAGAAAACGAGCAAGCACGUCCCCGAAGUCAGCGCGCCCGCGCGCGACGGGCCCUAUCGCGCGGAAAAAUGCCCCCACCCCCAAAGUUGCAAAAAUUUGUGUAUGCAAAGUUUCCAAGUGAAAACUUUUUGUCAUGCAUGAAACGAGUAUGAAGAUGAACCUUUCUGAUGCAGAGUCUAGGUGUGUGUUGCAUCGCUUGCAUGAUAAGCGCCGCUCUUGCUGGGAUCUUUUGCAAUACAGAUUUUUGCUAUAAUUCACGAUUUGAAAUCUGUGAUGCUGAUAGAUGCAAGAGAACGAAUGUUUCAUUUGAAAAGGUUUGCAAUACAAAUGCUCCCAAGUUCGGGGGUGGGGGCAUUUUUCAUUGUAAUAGGCCCACGAUCUACGGCGCACUGGAAUUCCCCGACGAGCCACAGCUGAAGUAUCCUGAGUAAAAACGUACCCACACCAGAGUUAGGAUGAGGAUUUGUAGAUGGCCCUGUAGAUGUCCCUGUAGCGUUGUUGUACAAGUCCCGUAGACGCAUGCUGAUCACAAUGAACCGCGGUGGAGGAGGAGCAGAGCAGAAUCCAUUCUUAAUCCUCCCUGAACAGCUGGAUCUGCACUACUACUCUUUGAUUAUGGUUUAUAGUGGAUCUCAUACAAAAAAAAAGUUAGGAUGAGGAUUUUGCAACACAAACCUAGGAGCUUUGUGAGUCACGCAUGACAAGUUGAGCGCUGCAGUGUAGUGCAGGUUAGCAAGUGCAGCCGCAUCACAAAUCCAGCUGCUCAUCCUGUUCACAGCAUCACAAAUUCCAAAACACGAUUGGAAAUGGCUCUCAUGGGGAUGCGCAUUACAAGUCUUCCUGUCUUUGCGAGUCUGCAUUACAACUCUGGCGUGGGUACGUUUUUACUCAGGAUAUGAAGUUUGGCGAAAUUAUUCCGGAUUUGGAGGCGCGAGAAGGGGGCGACGAGGUGGCAGACGAGGACGACAACUCUGAUUUCCAUCAGAGGAGUACCGCGGACGAGGAGGUAUUGUGAGGAAAAAUCCGUUCUCCCCAUAGUAUCGAAAAGGCGUGCUUUUCAAAAUUUGUGAUGCUGAUUUGUGGUCACAAAUCGAGUCUGUUUUGCAAAAGAUCAAAGCCAGAGCUUCCGCCGCAUUUCGCAGGCGAUUUGUAAUGCUGCUGCGCCAAUGGGGCAGACGUCUGCCAUGCUAAGUGCCUACCUCAGGCCACUCCUUUCCGGGCUUUGUAUCUGCCUGCAGUGCCCUACUGCAAUACAAGACUGAUUUGUGUACUACGCAAAUACAGCGCCACAGACUUCCCUUUUGAUAUGGGGAGGGGGGAUUUAUUUUUCAUUUUGAUAGGAGGAGCUGCAUCGCCACACGGUCGAGGAACUCCCGGCGGACGACGAGUUGUCCUGGGAAAACAAAUAUCCUGAGUAAAAACGUACCCACACCAGAGUUGUAAUGCAAAUCUGCAUGCUGAAAAUGUUUCCCAUGCGGAGCCUCAUGAGAAGCAUUUUCUAGUGGUUUUUUGCAAUUUGUCAUGCUCCAAUCAGCAUGGUAUGCUAGAUAUGUGAUGCUGCUGAGCUAGCUCAAACAGCACUACACUACGAAUCCAAAUUUGUCAUGUAAAACAGCCAAAACUUGUGGAUUUGUCUAGCCGAUUUCCCAUCUUGACUAUGGUGUGGGUACGUUUUUACUCAGGAUAACAAACCCGGUUUCCUCAGCGAAUCCUCUUCGGUUCUGCAGACGAGAGAAAAUGAAAAUGACCUUCAGGACGUCGAAGAGGACAAAGACUCCACGUUGUACGUCGAUGAACAGGGGGAUAGCACCUCGAGCGUGGCAGAGAUGCAGGACAGCGACCAGGUCGUGGACGACCUGCCGGGAGCAUUUCACGAGGAGGGAAGGAUCAACCCCGAGGAGACCAACAACGAGGCUGAGGAGAGCAGUGCUCUUGGUUCUUUCAUCGUCGACGGAUCAAAUGAUAACCGGGGCGAGUCUAUGGAAGCGUCAGGUUUGAAAUCGUCAAAGUUGAAAUAAUUUGCAAUGCAUAAAAUGCAUGGCCCGCGGUACGUGUGUUGCAGAGCAGGCAAGUGAGGCCUAUUGUAAGCCUGUUUGGGGUUAAAGCUCGAGCUGCUAAAGUAGCAUGAGAGAAUCGCUCGUCUUUGCCUAAACAGCAUGACAAACUGGAUUUAGGGACCGCCGAAAUUUGUCAUGCGCCACUUGGAAACUGGGUUUGUGUAGUGCGUUUACCUUCCCUUACAGGUUGUGUAGUGCUAUUUAUUCCCUUUGUGAAACUGGGUUGGUGUAGUACUAUUUUUCCCUAUACAGGUUGUGUAGUGGUUUCGGUCGGUUUAGCAUGACAAAUUAUUUCAACUUUGUCGAUUUCAACUCUGACACAUCCAUAGAGUCGCUGCCAUCAAGCAUGCUGGAGGUGGUUCCAGACAUGGGAAGUAGUAGGAGUAGUGGUACAACGUCGGGAACAAGCGCCGCAGCAGCAGGAGGAGGCACAACUACAGCGAGAGACACAGCCGACGCAGUGCCGCCUACCUCCAGCGACUUUCCAGCAACAGGGGCACCACUGCCAGUCUCCCUACCGGCGGCGUCCAACUUACCCUAUCUAAGCGCCAGCACCAGCACGCAAGCCAGAACUUUGGGUCGUGAUGAUGACGGUCAUCUUCAUCGUGGCUUCGUUUCCCGCAAGGGGGCAGCAGAUGCUCCUGGGAAAAGAACUAGCAAGGGCAUCUACGAUCAAAACGGUGAAGAUUCUACUUCUACUGACGGGGACGAAAACCUACACACCAAUCCUAGCCGGCAAAGGAUCAUCCAGCAAGCGAAAAGUCUGCAGAUUGCACCUGGUAAUGGAAUUUUGUACAGCUCCACGGGUGGUGAGGAAGUAGACGCGCAGGAUCUUCCGCCUCGCAGCGGAAUCACAGGACUAUCUGAAGCUGCUGGUGCUCCUUCACGACCCGCCGAUUCUAAACCCGCACCGAUCGGCGUGAAACUUGUGACCGAAAGCAACAAGCUGCAUUUCCUCGGGACGCAGCCGAUCAGCGUUCUCCUGCGAUCCCAGAGUCCCGACGCCGUGAAGGUGGCGAGCCAGCUGUAUUGGCUGGUAUUCAAGGGCAAGUGUACGGGGAAGAUUUCCACCCGAGCGGUCGCAGGGCAGGCAGGAGCGGGAGGAAAAGCUGGAACUUUUGCACAGGGCUUCUCAACAUCUGCGACCGGCUCAGAGGACUCCUCGCCCUCCUUCCCUUGCGCCAUCAAAAUGAAGCGGGCAAGCGGGAGAAGCAGUGGAACAAGGACUACACCAAGUUUAGAAGAGGCAGGACGAGCUGGAGGGGUGCUGUUAUCUUCGUCCAGCGCCGGCAGUAUAACUGGUGUUGACAGGAACCACGACUUCCACUUCGUCGAGGCGGAAGUCGAGGAUUACCUCAGGGAUACGUGUCGGUUUCUCCAGGACAAGUUCGCCGCGGUCAACAUCAAUGCCACCCCGGAGUUUGUCCAAAAGUGCUACUUCGCGGGGAGGAUCCGCCCCGGAAGUCUGGCGCAGGGCGUGCAGCUGUUCGAGAAGCUCUUGUUCCCGAUAUUACAAGGAAAAAUUUUCCCUCGUGGUCCCCAUAUUGAGCGAAAGCGCAUCCGUCUGGAAAUUCGUCAUGCAGAUUUGUGGCCAUGUCUUGCACGAAGGAACGCAAAUUCAGAGAUUUCGCCGCGUUCGUUGUGCAGGCGAUUUGUAUCGCUGCCACGCUAGUAGACGUCCGCCCACAGGGCAGACGUCUGCCAUGCUAGGUACCUAGACUAAAAGAUCCCGGCCUAGGCUUUUGAUCUGCGUGAAGUCCUCUAAUGCAAGAACACAAGUACAACAAUUAAAAUCCCACGUCACAGAUUUCCAUCUUGAUAUGGGAAGGGGGGGCUUUUCAUUUUGAUGCCCGACACUGAACAACUUCGACGAGAGCGGCAGAAAUGUCGCCGGGACUACUGCAGCUCCCGGAAGUGAGAGCAGCAGUAGUUCGGGUAGCGAAGAAAUCUUCAUCGUCGCAGAGGAAUGGAACCACGACGGGGAAGAGUGGAUGAAGCUGCCCGAGUACUUAUCCCGUGUAUUUGAAGACGGGGCCACGCGCGAGAGUCAAGAUGGGCAUGCUUCUCCACAACUCAACGAGUAGUUUUAGCUGUGGCGCAUGACAGUGUAGUCGUAGUUAGCUGGUGCGGGAGCGUCACAAAUUGAUGCCCACAUUUGUCUCACUGGAGUGUGACAAAGUUCCUGACAGCGUUGGAAAAUCAAAAUGCUCCGCAUGAUGUAGUUGGGGCUGUGCAUGAAAAAGAGUUUGGGGCAUGCAGGUACGAAUGAGACAUCUUGGGUGGGGACGUUUUAUUUCCACAUGAUAGUACUUCAAAACGGCGUCGAAUGAGGGGAACCUGCACCAGCAGCUCGACGGUGUUCUAGAUCAGCUGCCCACGACCAUCCCCCACCUGGGGGACCUGCAACUCGUGACAAAGAAGAUCUUGGAGUGCGCGGACUUCCUAGCGACGCGGUUUUUCUUGAAAGAAGAGUUUGAGCUGAAAACCGCGGGCUUCAAUUUUCUGGACCAUUUGAUUCUGGUUGCGGGACGAGGGGGGAAAACUUCUAAAAACGGAGGAAGCAACAGAGGGGACGCUUUUUACCAAGUGAAACUCUCCUUCACCUCCGGUUUGCUGGUCAGAAUAUCCCAGAGAAAAAAGCUAGAAUACCACAUUUGUAAUGCAAAAAUAAAUGCACAGAAAAAAACAAUUAGCAGGCAUCCUCUGCGCUCAACCAUGGCAGAUUUUUUUGUGGUGUAUUUGUUUUUGCAUCACAACAAGUAGCGUUUUUCUCUGGGAUUCGGAACCCCGACGUCAAGCACCCAGAUCCCGAAGCUACUACACCCGCUGCUGGAUCCGGAAAAUUCUCCGCUGAAAGAGCGCAGUCCGUACAGCCCCUUUCCCACGAGGUUUCUGCGUUUCGUGGAAAGUUUGUACCUCUUCGUCCUCCUUCCGUGCUAUUACAGCACCUACGUGAAACCCCUGAGCGGGUCGUUUCUUCCCGGGGUGAGCGCGGGGGGAGAGGCGAUCGUUUCGCAAGCCGUGAGCAACCUGGACACGGUACCGGAGUUUGACAGCAGUUUUUCGUAUUUGGAGAACCCAAAUUUGUACCUGGUUGCGCCUUAUGGAUUGCAAAAAUGUCUGGGUCUGGAAGAAUGCAGGAGUUUGUCAUGCAGAUUUUGCAUGACCCAUGAGGUCUGUGAUGCAUGCCCUAGCAUCAGAGAUUUUGCGAAGGCUUUCUGAUGCUCAUACCGCAUGAGAAAUGCCCUCUCCGCGUAUCACAGCUUACGCCUCUUUUGCUGUUCAUGCAAUACAGCUUUUAUGUGGAGUCCAAAGGAGGUAGCAUUACAAGUUGCAUCCUUCCAGACCCAGACAUUUUUGCAUUUGAUGCGCCUCAGUCCUACCAGAAGCCGCAGUUCGUGGACGAAUACAGCCGGAACUACUACUGGAAGUUGCUGGUGGACUUUUUUCACAUACUCUCUGCAAAAGCAAUAUCGUACUCGUCGUAUAAAUGCAUUACAAAUGUCCUCAGCAUGAGAACUGGACUUUGUCAUGCUGUUUCCUCUGAAGGACAAGAUUUCAAAUCUUGUCCUUCAGAGGAAACAGCAUGACAAAUCUGAUUUGUGAUGCAUAGUUGCAAUUAGUACGAGUACGAUACUUUUGCAAGGCAUAUCACAUGAUCGUGCCCGUUCUCGAACUGGAGCAGGCGAGAAUUGUGCCUAACGGCGUGCGGAGGCUUUUGCAGGGGGAAAUUUUGGACAAAACCAAGCAGAGCGCCCUGACCCGGAACGUGAAGAUGCAAAUCACGGACCAGCGUUAUCAAAUGUAAAAAUGUCUGGGUCUGGAAGAUUCUGACACUUGUCAUGCACGUUUUGCAUGAGCCCUGAUGUCUGUGAUGCAUGCCCUAGCAUCACAGAUUUUUUGAGAGCUUCUUGAUGCCUAUUCCGCAUGACAAAUGCCCUCUUCGCGUAGCAAAAAUUACAUUCCUUUUGGUACUCAUGCAAUACAGAUUUUUCUGGAAUCCAAACGCAGCAUCACAAGUUGCAUUCUUCCAGACCCAGACACUUUUACAUUUGAUAAGCGUGACAACCUGCUGAAUCUGCUGAAAAACUUUCAGCUGCCGAGAGUAAAAAAUUCCGCUACUACAGCAGGAUCUAGUACAACGUCCGGCAUGAGCACAGCAGGGCUCCUGCAGGAAACUACAAGAAAGGCGAAUCCCGCCCCCUACGUAUCCAAGAAAAAAACUGUGUUAGUGUAACUAUCUUUGGCUGACAGCAUCACAAAUUUGCUCUACAAGACAGAGAAAACCUGUCAUGCGUGGUUUGUAAGGGAAAACACACAUGAAAAGAAGACUGCAUGGCUGUCUGGCAUGACAGGCGUAACUCUGCUGCGUGUUCUGCAUCACAGAUUUACACUUACACAGUUUUUUUCUUGCAUACUACGGGCCAGCGUACGACUGCAGCAACCCGCGGUUUUUCAAUCCCUACGACUAUCUCACGCCCGCGUGGCACGUAUUUGAGGUCGAGACCAGAGUUUUGGAACGGGAAGGGCUGGCGCUGACGGAGGACGUUUUCGGAAGAGCUACUAGUUUCACCAGCGGCGGGAGUUCAGGGUCAUCGCGGACGUCGGAAAAAACCUCAUUCCCAACUACAGGCUCUGGAGUGGUGGCGGGACGAGCUACUACCGCCAAAACAUCUAAGGAGGCGGCAGGAAUCGACUCGGACACGGAAUCUAAUGAUGCACCACGACCCGCCCGGUCGACAGCUGCAAAUAAGCGGGUCUUUGCGUUCCAUGAGUGCUACAGUUUUGACCCGAAGAUGUUAGGAACGUCAUCAAGUGGUGAAGGUCGUGAGAGCGCCCAGCAAUUUAUCCACGAGUUGCAGGAAGAAACGGGAGAAUUUGUACCAUGGCACGCAGUGAAAACGCGGGUGGGUGCGAAAGGGCAAAGUGCCAUUCCAAAGUACGGGAGGGAAAAGAUUCAGGAAAUCAGCACGCGGGUGCAGCAGUACGACCUGCGGGGAAAGUUGCUGUACUACUUCGAGUCGCCCGCGUACGACGGUCGUAUGCAGCGGCUUUCGGAGAAAACCACGGGAGAUGGUUAUCCUGAGUAAAAACGUACCCACACCAGAGUUGUCAUGCAGAUUUGCCAUGACAGGAACAUUUGUGAUGCGCAACCCCAUGACAGGCAUUUUCAAUCGUGUUUGGGAACUUGUAAUGCUGUAAACAGGAUCAGCAGAUCGAUUUGUGGUGCGGCUUUCCUUGCUAACUUGCACUACCUUACGGACUGAAGCUCGUCAUGCGUGACUCCCAAAACUCCUAGGUUUGUGUUGCAAAGUCCCCAUCUUGACUCUGGUGUGGGUACGUUUUUAAUCAGGAUAAUGGUAGUACAAGUCCGAAUAACAAAAAUCUGGUCCUGACGGAGGAGAAUUUGAAACUGCUCCAGUCGUUCCCACCCGAUUGGUUUUUUGAAGACCCCGGGGAAGUCGUGCAGAUUCCGUUUCGGCGGAAAACUGUGUACCCGGUGGGGAAAAUUCUGGAUUACUACACCGAUGUGCUUAAUGAGAACGCAGAUUACACGACCAGCGAACAGGUUAACGGCGGUAAUAAACCUGCUGUACAGCAGCAGCAGCAGCAGGUGGAGAUGAACAUACCAACUCCGCAGCUCCCGAAGUUCAGAGAUCCUGCCACCUUGAACGGUUUCGAAUUGCUGCGGUUUGAGAACGGCCAGAGACUUCCGAUGCCGUUGGUAGAGAAGGUGAACAGCGAGAACUACCCGGACAAAGCGGAACAGAUCCUGCAGACUUUUUUCACCUCUCAGCGGGCGUCGGUGGCAAACUUCGGGUUUCUCGCCGGGUACGAUAAGACGACCAGCAUGGGGAGUAGUAGAAUCUUCGCUACUCCAAAUUCCCAUUCUACUAAUUUUGGAGAUGCAGGAACAAGCGGCGGAUUAUUGCAGUUUUCAACAGGAGCCGGUGAACAAGCAGUUGUGCCUUGGACCGAAAUUCCGCCGGAGGUAAUGAUGGGGAACAGAAUCAAGCCCCGGAAGAACGGCGGCAGCUACGGCGGAUUAGAGAAGAUCGACCUGCAGCAGAAGGUAGCGUUCUGGGUCGGCGCGUUUCUGGAAGAAAACGUGUUACUAAACCGAAAUAUUUUACUGUUCUUCGGUGCAGUACCAGGUGCACGAAGGGAAGAAGGUGGUAUGCAUAGUACUACAGCACAAGAAGGUACUUCUGCGGGAAAGGAAGGACAGCAGAAUCAAGUGACCAAGAAACAGCAGCGCCUGUACCAGCGGGUGGUGAACUGGCUCAAGGUCGCGCGGGACACCGAGGCUGCGUUGUUGACGCUGCACCGGGCUGCGGUGGGGGAGAACCUUUUCGGGAGCGUGUUGCCGUACGAGAAAAUGGAGUACUACGGCACACCCGUCGUGAGCAGUAGUACUACGAGAGGCGAUGUAGGUCUACAAGCGCCCGCCCCGGCGCUGGGAAAUGACUUGUACAAGACGAGCACCGGAGGUACCGCAACUGCCAGUAGUUCCUUCUCUUUAACGCUCAGCGCCGCGAAGAUUUUGGCGAUGGGAGAAGAUGUCGAUGAAAAUUAUGCAGGACAAGAAGCUAGAAUCCUUGUUCGUGACUGCGGCUGUCCCGACGGUGCGCCCUCGAGUUUGUUUCUGAUCGACCUGAAUGUAGACGAUUUGGUGGUUUCCAGUGACACGAAUCACCCCGCGGCUCUCUCGAGGACGUCGGCAGAACAACAUCAAGGAGGGCCAGAAAUAAACCUGCAAGCGCAAAAAUUAUCUGCUUCGCAAGUUGAUGUGGCGUCGGACCGAGUCGUGUGCGCCUCGGAUGAAAAGAGUUGUCCGUUUCUGCAGUUCGUCGAAAGUGGUUACUUGCGGAACCCUAGUACUUCCUCCGUGCAUUUCUACACGAAAUACCAGGACCCGGAAGCCGCGUUUCUGUCCUCCUCCAAGUGUUUUCACAACCCUACCGCGGGCUUCAGCUACCCGUCCUUCUCCUCUUCUUUUCACGAGCUGCGUAUGCUGAUCGAGCAAGGGAUUCCGGCGAUCUUGCGGGAGGAGCGGUCCCGGGACGGGAUAUCGAAAGGAAAAACAUCCCCUCCCCAUAUCGAAAACGGAAUUUUUGUUGCUGUAUUUGAGUACACAAAUCACAUUUGUCUUGCAGUAAAGGACUGCACGCAGUAGAUCGUAAGCCUAAGGGGGGGCCUCUUGGUCUAGGGGACUAGCAUGACAGACGUCUGCCCUAUAGGCCUUGCAGCAUUACAAAUCGCCUCCAUAUCGUGGCGGAGUCUCUGAGUUUGCCCUCUUGCAAGAGAGACAGGACUUGUGGCCACAAAUCAGCAUCACAAAUUUUUAGAAACAUUCCUUUUCAGUAUGGGGAGGGGGUAUAUUUCCUUUUGAUACGGGAAACUAAGCGUGAAAACAGCCUUCGCGUUCGUAAAAUCCUUCGCAGAUGAAGUAUGAAAUGCAAAAGUGUCUGGGUCUGGAAGAUUGCCAGGUCUGUCAUGCAUAUAUUGCAUGGCCCAUGAUGCCUGCAAUGCAUGGCUUAGCAUCACAGAUUUUCAGAGGGCUUCCUGUUGCCUAUUCCGCAUGAGAAAUGCCCUCCCGGCGUAGCACAAACCGCACUCCUCUUGCUGGUCAUGCAAUACGGAUUUUUUUAGAAUUGAAAAACAGCAUCACAGGUUGCAACCUUUCAGACCCAGACACUUUUGCAGUUCAUAGGAAGCAGGAGAUGCUGAUGGUGCGAAAAUUAGAGGAACUUCUGGCGCGUUCGGGAGACUGAUUGUGCUUCCGGACUUGAAGAGCUCUUCUUCGACGUCAUCUCUGACCAGAGAAGGUGCACAUCAGGAAAAAAAAACACCGGGUCGUUCCCGCGUAGAAGUAGUACAGGACGUCAGCGACCUGUGGCACAAAGAGCUUGCGCCGCUCGUGUUCCGGAGCAUGGCGCACUGGGAACAGGACAUGCAGAAAGCCGCGAGGAGGAGGACUGGGUCGUCGUUAUCGCAGGCGGUGUCAUCGUCGACCACGACGGGUCCUGCAAAAACCAAGCCGCCCAUCGUUCUUUCCAUGGAACCCGUCGUGCGGGCGAUGUGCGCACUGAAAAUCUUCCCGAAGUUUGAUCCGACGGCCACUGGUGGGGCUUCGACAGGAGCUCCUUCUCCGUUAGCGGCGGUCUUGCACUCCAUCACCCCCGUUAACAUUCCGGGCGUGGAGCCGUUUCUGCUCGAGGAGAGGUACUUCGGGGCGAUUCUGGUGGAGUACUUCUUCGACGAGGGAAGCGACAAUGAAGCUGUAGCUCCUGCCGACAAAGAACAAGAUGCUGUAGAGGUUGAUACUGCUGCCGUCGAGGACGACAGGAAGGUUCUGCACAGCAUGAUCCUUUAUGGGAAGGUUUUGGAACUUGGUAGCCCGACCGACGAGGCGCCCGCCGGGAGCAUCGUGCUGUACGUUCCGGAAAAGGAUGAGGAGGCUAUUAGCUCUCAUCUCGCUGGUUUCAUGGAACUUUUUCCCUUGGACAGAAUGGAAUUUUGCACCGAGCUGUUUUUCCUCUGGUUUGCCCACAGCGCGACGGGGAAAAGGGCGUUCGAUAUAGUACAGCAGCCGGCUAUUUUUACAAGUACAGGGGGUCGUGCAGACACGGGUUGGGGUUCGGCAGAUCCAAAACUUUCGGAUGAAAACAGAAAGAACCACCCGGACAAGAAUUUCCCAGAAGAGCAAACGGGGCUCCUGCAGCAGGGUAGAAGUCUUCCCGUCUUUACGUACCCAAGGGGAACGCAGAGCCGUGCUGUGGACGACGGGGGAAAUAGUGGUACAACAUCCAACACUGCAAAGUACUUCGCAUGGAGUUGGAUAGAUCUGCUGCAAGCGCUGGAAACUUCUACGGAGAUCAAAAUUUCUGGACGCGUAGAAACUUCUUCUGCCAGCCUCACAACAAGAGGAGGAGCAUCGUCUACCUCAGCCGACGAGGCAAAAAUGGCUUCUAGCGAAGAUGGAGGACAAGAACUGCUGCACCUGCAAGAACCUUGCUUCCUGUACCCGGUGUGCUUGCCCUCGGACGGCGCCACGAUUGAUUUGGUCGGAGUUUUCGAGAGCGGUGACGAACAACAGAGCAGUUUGAGAACGGAAUUGCUGUAUUUCCAGGGCGUUGUCACCUUCGUGCACGACUUGAUGUCCCUGCUGCACAGAAUAUCAGAGUGCACAACUCGUCCCCAUAGUAAAAACCCUUGUUUGUCAUCCAAAAAUCCAAAAAAUCCACUUGCUGAGCCUUGUGGCCCUGUUUCUUGCAUGAAAAAAUUACAAAAAAUUCUGCUAGAAGCCCAAACAAAGUACAAAAACUUGUAACAGAAGGGAGGCUUCAUGUCCCUCGCUGGUUUUUAUUUUCUAUGCUGUUUCUUCCUGCCCAUCAAGUCCAGAGGAGGAAGGCGGGGAGUUGUGCACUCUGAUACGGAAUCCAAGUUCUGCACUGGGACAGCCUGAUAUCUCAUCACGACCAGGGUGCUUUGCACACCAACGCGGCCGUGCAGGAGAUGAUCCGCAGCCUCUUGUCCGUGCGGCGUAAAUCGAUUGGAGCCGCGAGACAGGUAGCUACAGCGUCGUCUUCCUUCAACGCAGUAAACGUAGCAAGCAGAAGUACUUCUAUCCCUCCGGCGUCUACUUCAUCUGUUUCAUCUCCGAGCGCAGACACGGACAAAGACAGCAGUAUUUUGGCCGUGUUGGCCGAAUUUUUCCAAGAAAGAGACAGCGCCGAGAAGGCGGCCGCGCGGGCAGCAGCAGGACGCGCGAGUUCCACUGCGAAUACGGAGACGAGCAGGGCUAGUACAGGGACCCCACCUGGAAACACCGACGAAGAUAUCACCCAUGUCGAGGAAAUAACGUCCUUCGUGCAGUUGGGAUUGGACCAGUUGGGAUUGGACAACUCGGGCGUUGAGUACCGAAAGCGCAUUCUGCAGCAAGCUCUGCGGAACUUCCAAAACGCGAUCGACCAUAAUAACGGUGGCAGCGGCGGGGGAGGAGCUUCUAGUGCAACCACGCCAGUCGGAUCCAACACCGUUUUCCUUCCCGGCGUGGGCUACUCUGCAGACAGCCCCGCGAAGUUCUUUUUAGCGAAUAUGGGAAAAGAGUUCUUCUCCGGGAUUUCCCCCGGCGCUUUAGUUGACUUAGACGUGUUCGAGAAAACGAACUUGAUCGCGGUGCAGCAACAGGAGCUAACGGCACAGUCUAGGCUUGCUGCGGGAGGAUCUUCUUCUGGUUUGCCGCUGUCUCCCGAGGAAAAGGUACAGCAGCGCCACGUGCAGACGUUGCGGAAUCUCCCGCCGGGCAUCGCUGCGAGUAUGGUGGCCGCUCCUGGGACCGGUUCCCCUAGUACUAAAGCCCUCCAAGAACAACAAACCACGUCCAACAACAUGCUGGCGGUCAAGGCGCUCACCGACAAGGUGCAGCGGGAGGAACAGGUGGAAGAAGUGCAGCAACAGGCACUCCAGGAAGCGGAGCAGCAGGAAUCCUUCGAGCGCACGUCCAUCGACAACUUUUAUUACAAUGAAAAAUGCCCCCAUCCCCGAACUUGAAAGCAUUUGUAUUGCAAACCUUUCCAAAUGAAACAUUCGCCCUCUUGCAUGUAUCGGAAAUCAUUUCCGAUCGUGAAUAGCAAAAAUUUAUAUUGCAAAAGAUCCCACCAGCAAGAGCGGUGCUUGUCAUUCAAGCGAUGCGAAACACCACUAGAGUCUGCAUCAGAAAGAUUCGUAUUCCUUUCAUGCAUGACAAAAAGUUUUCAUUUGGAAACUUCGCAUCACAAAUAAUCUUUGCAACUUUGGGGGUGGGGGGCACUUUUCACUGUAACAACUUUUACGUUCUGUUUUUUUUCCUGCACGGGAUCGUCAUGCUCUACUAUCCGCUGAAUAAGGAGAAAGCUGCAGGAGCUGGUUCCGGACAAGGAGCAAAGGGGAAAAAAGAUCGGAAGAAGAAAAAACACCGCGACGAUGAUUCGAAAAAGAUCAAGCACCUCGCGCUCAUUUCCGCGUUGAACGCUUUUCUUUACGUGUACAGCAUUUUCGAGCUCUUCAUCCUGUUCAACCCCUUCGAGUGGCCCGUGUUGGCGAGCACGCAGCAGGAAGAGCUCCGGCUGCAGCGGCAGAGCGCCAUGGCGGUGACCAACAACAUUUUGGAGCAAAUUUUUCCGAAGUCCGGCACCUCCGGCCAAACGAGGGCGAACAAAGUCACGUACACGGCGAGCGGGUCCGGCAGUCCGUUGUUCGACGAACUGCAGGGCAAGCUGGAGUCCCUGUCCGAUUCGCAAGUGGAGGAAUUCACGAUGAAGGCCACGCAGCAGCAGCUGGAGCACGGCGGCGUCGCGACGCGGACCUCGGCUGGUGCAGACGUGGUGAAACCCUACUCCACGACGGCGCACUUGGCGAUGAAGUUCUUACUCAAGGUGCUCCUCCCCUUGGUGGCGGCGCUGUUCGCCUACACGCACAUCCUCCACUUCGGGCUCUUCUGCCUGGGUGCUUUCGCCGCGACCUUCGCGUUCUUCUGGAUGGUCACCUCAUUCUGCUGCGUCAUCAAGUCGCAGAAGUGGAUCACCCACGGGGACGAGCCUUUUUACGCCGCGUGGGGCUGCAUUUUUCUCUUCGCAUGCCAGCUGUUCGGGGGGUCGGUGCUGCUGUUCACGGGAAGUGUCUACCGGGUGAAAACGGAGGAGGAGAUGCUGAGAGACAAAAUGCAAGAGUUAUCAUCUCAAGAAGGUCGUGGUGACGACCUCCAUGGCAAGGACGAUCGGCAAGAAAUGUUGAACCAGAACAAGCUCAGUGGAAGCGACAGUUCGGAUGUUGAAAAUGACCUGCCGAUGAACGGAUCCCCGACGUCGCGACGAGAGGAAACUGCUGUUCUGACGAGUGACGACGACGUACCGACUAGGAACGACGAGCGACGUCGAACCAGGGACCACCUCUCGCGGCUGUACCAGCUAUGAAUUGCAAAUAUGUCUGGGUCUGGAAGAGUGCAAGUUUGUCAUGCUUGUCUGGCAUCAUGACUCGAGAAUCUGUGUUGCAUAGGCACGAAAAGGCACUCUUACCUGUCAUGCAAAAACGCACCUUGCCAUGCGGAAUACGUAGCACAUGGCAGCCAAAAGAUUUGUCAUGCAUAGCUGCGUAUUGCAGUGCGUCUAUCAUUCACUUUUAGCAUUAGACCCAGACUACAUAUUUGCAAUUCAUACCAGCGGAACCCGAACAAGCAGCGGAAUUUUCCCGCCCCGCACGCGAUGACGGAGACGCACGGUGGCGUGCACAGUUCCAGUCUCGACGCCAUCCACGUGAUUGACGAUGAGAUGGAUGCCGCGAUGAUACUCGCGGUGGACCGGAACGACCCCAGAGUCACACUGGAGCUGCGCCCGUGGUUCUAUCAAAUGCAAAAAUGUCUGGGUCUGGAAGAUUUUUAGAUUUGUCAUGCAUAUUUUCCAUGACCUAUGAUGUCUGCGAUGCAUACUGUAGCAUCACAGGUUUUUAGAGCGCUUUGUGAUACCUCUACUGCAUGAGAAAUACCCUCUCCGCGUAGCACAAACCGGAGUCCCCUUGCUGGUCAUGCAAUACAUUUUUUUUCAAAAUCCAGAGACAGCAUUACAAGUUUAGAAUGUUCUAGACCCAGACACUUUUGCAUUUCAUAGGUUCGUCCGACUUGCAAAGGUCCUGGUGGUGGCGGUCUCGUUUGGCCGGGGGUGGGUCCGGUUGGCGAGCUUGAUUCAGUACUACUUAAUCAAUUCCGCGGAUGAACUCGCCGAUGUGUCCAUAGUGGACUUGCAAACGACGAAUCCCGAAACACUCGGCGCGAGGCACGCGGUACCGCACCAGAUCCUCCUCCCGCCGAACGAUCCAACGGAAGUGUUUGACUGUUUUGGGUUCUACCUGAUGCGGUCGUUCUUGCGGUUCAUAUCGAAGGAAAAAACUGUGUUUAGUGUAAACUUUUUUUCGCUGACAGCAUCACAAAUAUGCUGUACAUGACAGAGAAAACCUGUCAUGCGUGGUUUGUAACGGAAAACACACAUGGGAAGAGGAUUUCAUGGCUGUUUGGCAUGACAGGUGUUACUCUCUUGCAUGUUCUGCAUUACAGACUUACACUUACACAGUUUUUUUCUUGGAUAGUUUAAGCCGGAGCACUACCAGAUGUACCACACGCCGCGCAAGCACUUGCUAUGGAUUGCAAAAAUGUCUGGGUCAGGAAGAUUUCUAGAUUUGACACGUAUAUUUUCCAUGACCCGUGACGUUUGUGAUGCAUUCCGUAGCAUCACAGAUUUUUAGAGCGCUCUGUGAUACCUCUACCGCGUGAGAAAUGCCUUCUCCGCGUAGCACAAACUGGAGCCCUCUUGCUGACCAUGCAAUACAACUUUCUAGAGACGGCGUCACAAGUUUAGAAUGUUUCAGACCCAGACAUUUCUGCAUUUGAUACUUGCCGCGGCAGUACCAUUGGCUGGGGAUGUAUUUAGUGGUCGUGUGUCUCUGGUGCUGCUUCGCCGUCGUGGCGAUCGAGGUGGUGUCGAAUUACGCUUUUGGCAGACUGGUCCGACGGGCCGUCCGAUACUUGCUGAGCGGGAAACUGUUUAUUCGCGGUGAGGAACUAGUACGAGGGGCAAAUCGCGGCACGAGCAGUGCGGAUGAUGUUGAUCAGGAUGGUGACAAAAAGCAGGUGGAGAGUAACACGAAUAAAGCCGCGGAAGCAGGAGCAGCAGCGGCUGCAACAGGUAGUGAGAAGUCUUCGCAGGCGAGGAAGGUUACGAUAGAAGAAGAUCCGAAAGAUCAAAAAUUUUACGAAUACGACUACGACGAUGAAGAAAAUGUCGAGGCGAAUCUCGCGGCCGAGAUGGAAAGGAUGAGUGAGAAGAUCAAGUCGACUGUGGUGGACGAAUUUGAGAAGAGAAAACAGCAAAGAGAACUACGAGGACCCGCCCCGGAAGAACUACAAGCUCCGGUGGCUGCAUUGAACAACUACUCCACAACUGCAAACAAUAGCACCGUGGUCAAGCGCGUCUCCCGAAGGUCACGGAACAGCGCAAGCCGCAACCAGCUGCUGAUGCCAAUAAAUUACGGUGCAGCUAGUAGUACGCCGUUGCUCGGGGAUGACGAGGAGGGUGCGCACGUCGACGUGGAGCAUUUGUUGCGGAAUAGUGCAACGAACAGCAGGCAAGAAGAGGAAGAGGAGCGAACGUACGAACUCGAUGAUGUUGAGCAGACAGUUGGAUUAGGGAUGAACAAGAAGCAAAAUAAUGAUCAGCAGCAAGCGGGAGUCCGGCCAGCGACCUCUUCCAGCGAGGAGCAGGAGGAACAUCAAGGGGGAGAUCAUCUUGAUUCAGGUCGGGAAACAAACAACAACAGCAAAAACAACAAUCCCGUGCUGUUUUAUCCGGAACAUUACGCCUCCUCGAGCAGCAGCGACGGAGGACAUGAGGAUGUUCUUGAGCAGGUUCUAGAUCUAGAAGAAGGUGAAGGCUCCUUCGGCUCCUGCUCAGAAGAAGUAGAAAAUUACUCUUCGUCCAUCUCCCCCAUGGAUACGAGGCUCGGCGUAGAAAAAGCUGCCGCGGAGGUUCUGAAGCAUAAAGACCUUGCAGCUUCCGGUGUUGAAACAAGGAGGACCCAGUUGUACGCCGCCACCGCUGGCGAUCAGCCAUCCUCGUCCUCGUUCGGUCCGCCGGUGGUGUUUCCGAAAGCGAGGGAUUUGCACACCGAAGUUCUUUCGUACCUGACCGCAGUGGGAGAUGAAAAUUUGGAUCGAGGAGGUUUUCAUCCUGUGGUGAGUUCUUGUAGUAGGGGUCGUGGAGGUGGCCAGGACUCUACUGCUGAUGUAGUUCCAAGAACGAAUUAUGCAGCUGCAGCAGAUUAUAAUGCGGAUUUUGUCGGAGUCGGGUUUGCUGCGCCUGGUGAGCAAAACAUCGUAAAAGGGGGUCUUUGUACUGGUGCAAACGGUGAAGAUGAUGGCGGUCUUUUAUCCAGCAACAUUCUCGAACAAGACCACGAUCUGGAUGAAAAUUACACGAACUUCUACAACAACUUUUCCGUUGAAUCUAACUCUUCUUCCUCUUCCUCAACCAGCGAAAUUCACGGCGGGCAGGGUACUUUCAACCCGAAUGCACUGCUGCAAGAGAGCCGCCGGAGAACCUAUAGUUCUCGGGGUAGCAAUCAGGUACGGCCGGCAGUUGGGGAUGGAGGUAGUGGUCAUGUGAAUUACAGUGCAGCGCCGAUGAUGUUGAAUGGGUCAACGUCAAUGUCACCAGGUAAUAUGAUUUCUGAAGCAGAUGAUCUGGCAAUGGCAAAGGAAGGAACUGCUGCGCAAGAAGCUUGUUUCCAAGAAUUCAGAGGCGUGGAAUGGGAGGUUUCGUCAGAUUCCUCAGACGAAGACCAUCCCGGAACUAUGAGAACACAGGAAUAG